AUGCACCCUGUGCAUCACAAAGAGCGCAGGACGCAGCGAGCAAAGGCUCUCCAAAAACAAUUAUCCGCCUCAAAAGUGGUGCUCUAUGUUGAUGGCGCCGAAUAUGGGAACAGAAAUCAUUAUGCAAUAUCAGUCAUUAACUAUCAUGACCAGGUCGCUGCGGCCGCCUCCAUUCCUGGCUCUUCCUCGGAGGAGGCGGAGCAAGCGGCCAUAGCACUGGCCCUCACAAUCCUAAAUUCAUCAGUUAUCGUUAGCGACUUCAAAGAAGCCACACACAACUUCGGCAUUGGCAGGGUCUCCAAGCCAGCCUUUACCCUCCUCUUGGCCCAUCCUUUCCAUCAAACUGUCUCAUUAAUCUGGACUCCCGCGCAUGUGGGCCUUGCCGGAAGCGAGGCGGCUCAUGCCAGUGCCCGAGGAUUUACAGUACGGGCUCAGUCAUCAGAUGUGCCGGACCUCGCCUCGGAGGAGGCACCAUUUACACGAUGGAAUGAGGUUUGUAACGCAGCGGACGGCCAGAUGCACUGCGGCAAGACGUGGAGUAUGCUGAGGCAUCUUUUGGAUGCGACAACAACCAAGUCUCACCAGCACCACAACUUGGCCAAGAUUAGCCACAGGGCGCUGACCGAGCAGGGGGAAGACGAAGUGAAGGAACGCCUCGACGACAAGUACCUUCCGGUCACUCCCACAGAGACGCACCCGGAUUACCUAGGCGAAGCAAACGAGUGGCUAGAUCGAGACAUUCAAGUAUGGGAAGUAAGGGUUGCCCUGCACGAUCUCAACAGCAACUCCGCCGCUGGUCCCGACCGCGUUACGAACAGAGCGCUAAAAAAUCUUAACGAAGCGGCAAUCGAGAACCUCACGGCAUACUUCAACACUUGCUGGCGAGCCGGAUCAUUACCUCGGCAGUGGAAAGCAGCCAAGACCAUCUUGAUUCCCAAGCCGGGCAAGCCACCCAACAUUGAGAACCUCCGGCCGAUCUCGCUUACGUCCUGUGUGGGCAAAGCGUUGGAGCAUGUACUCAUGAACAGGUGGCAGAGGUACCUGGAAGAUUCGGGGCUCUACCCAAACACCGUCAUCGGGUUCCGAAACAAGCUCGGAACUCAGGACACCAUGAUACAACUGAAAAAUGAAAUCCUCGAUGACACUACCAACACGAAAGACAAGCGAGCCAUUUUGGGUUUGGACCUGCAGAGCGCUUUUAACAAAGUGAGACACUCUGCGAUUCUGGCCCAGGUGUCACGGCUAAACAUGGGCAAGAGAACUUAUGCGUACAUCAAGGAUUUUUUGACGGAGCGGACUACUGAAAUCAUCGCCAGUAACCUGCGGCUCCAAAAGAAGAAGCUUGGCAGGGUCGGGACCCCCCAGGGCUCAGUCAUCUCGCCAUUGCUUUUCAACCUUGUAAUGAUAGGGGUGGCUGAGCGCCUCUCACGAGUCGCGCGGGUCCGACACACCAUCUAUGCCGACGACAUAACUCUCUGGGUCCCAGGAGGAAGCGACGGACACAUCGAGAAUACAUUGCAAGAGGCGGUUGAGGCUAUCGAGGAGCAGCUGGACGGGUCUGGGCUCGUCUGCUCCCCAAGCAAGUCUGAGCUGUUGGUGAUUCCUCCGAAAGGGACAGCUAGGAAGACAAAAGGCAACGAACCUGCGACAGAGCAAGACACAAUAAAGAUCAAGACGAGGGGUUGUCACAUGAUCCCGGCUGUCGAGAAGAUGUGAGUGCUGGGGAUGCUGGUUGAGCGCAAACGAGUCAACGGCGAGACGGUCAACCGUCCGGCGGCCAUAGUCACCACGGCCAUCCGCCUCAUUAAGAGGGUGUCGCACAGAACAGCAGGCAUGAAGGAAGAAAGGCUCACUCGGCUAGUGGAAUCCUUCGCUAUAAGCCACAUUACAUACGUUGCUGCUUUCCACAACUGGAGGCAGUGCGGACGAAAUAAGAUCAAUGCGCUCAUACGCAAAGCGUACAAGGCUGCACUCGGACUUCUCGACUGCACAAGCACCGAAAAGUUCCUGGUGUUGGCAGUGCAUAACACCCUGGAGGAAAUCGCCGAGGCGCAGAGGACCGCUCAGCUCGCGCGCCUAUCAGAAACAAGAACGGGCAGACAAGUGCUGCGUGACCUAGGCCUGGGACCAAAGGAAAUGGGACCCGAAAAUACAGAGGUGCCUGUACCGGACGCAAUUAGUAUAAGGCUACGGGUUUGUCCGGUGCCAAGAAAUUCGAACCCUGAGUUCCACAAAGAGCGGCGGGCGGCGAGGGCCAAGGCGCUCAUCGAUCUCCAUGCCAAAGACAGGGGUGCCGUGUUUGUGGACGCGGCAGAGUAUCCACAUGACAGAAAGGCAUUCGCCGCUGCAGUCGUCGGGGCAUCGACCGGUGCAACGAGAACAGCGGCGAGUGUGCGGACUCGAGGGGCGCAUCAAGCCGAGGAGGUGGCCAUUGCUUUGGCCAUCGCCGACCCCGAGUGCACGACUGUGCUCUGUGAUUCUAGGACGGCAGUGAAAAAUUACGCCAGAGCAAGGGUGUGUGGUGAAGCCUCGUGUGAGUUGCGUGUGGUCGACCUCGCGAGUGAAAGUCGGUGUGUGGUGAUAAAGUGGUUUCCGGCCCACAUGGGCAGUGAUGUGUCGGAUCGCGGCAACGCUAACCACAACGAGACGGCGAACGCGGCGGCGCAAGGACUAACCAACCAUGCCGCUGCUACUACAGCCGACCCGUCGUGGUGUUGGGAAACCAAGGACAAAAUGAAUUCCUACAAUGAAAUUGUGAAAUGGUACCAACUAGAGCGAAGGACUAUGCCGCCACCUCAUCCGGGCUUGACCCGUAAGGAGGCGGUUUUAUACCGACAACUUCAAACGGGGCCGUUAUUCACCCCGGUGCUGAUGAGGCACGUGUGUCCAAGUGUUUAUGAAAGUGAUCUGUGUUGUGUGUGCCGAAAGGAAAGAGCCACUGCAGCUCAGAUCCUUUGGGACUGUGCUAAGAAUCCGCAUGAAGCUGCAACAAUGACAACGAUCCCGCCGCGGCUCGAGGCCGCAACGAGAUGCUAUGACCAAGAUGUACAAACCCAGGCCAUCCAGCAGAUCUCGGCAGCCCUCGAAAGGCAACGACCGAGCGAAACCGGAGGGAGGCUGCCACCCCAAAAGAGGGGCAGGCGCGGUCGACCAAAGGGAAUAGUGCGGCCGCGGCCGAAGUAG
This is a messenger RNA of Dermacentor albipictus, 3183 nucleotides long. NCBI's taxonomy places the organism in Eukaryota, Metazoa, Arthropoda, Arachnida, Ixodida, Ixodidae. The record is from RefSeq and is a predicted model, not a curated record.